AACCCUCAUGAAAGUGAAGCAAAUCAGAACCUUCAUGAAAGCGAAGCAAAUCAGAACCUCCAUGAAUGCGAAGCAAGUCUAAACCCUCAUAAAAGCGAAGCAAGUCUGAACCUUCAUGAAAGCAAAACAAAUCAGAACCCUUAUGAAAGCGAAGCAAAUCAGAACUCCUAUGAAAGUGAAGCAAGUCUGAACCCCUAUGAAAGCGAAGCAAGUCUGAACUCUCAUGAAAGUGAAGCAAGUCUGAACUUCCAUGAAAGCGAAACAAAUCAGAACUCCUGUGAAAGCAAAA
Messenger RNA from Cetraspora pellucida, 289 nucleotides. Lineage: Eukaryota; Fungi; Glomeromycota; Glomeromycetes; Diversisporales; Gigasporaceae. The record is from the annotation of a GenBank genome assembly.